AUGUCCCGACCCCUUCUCGCUUCUCUUCGUCGACCGUUGCUCACCCGACCGGCUGUUCCCCUCCGACAGACCCCCAUCCAACCCCUUCGACAUGCCUCUACUACCCCUUCCUACCCCUCCGCUCCCAGGCGAUUCAUCUCCUCGACCCUCUUCGUAGCGGGUGGUGUACUGCUCGUAGCAUACUACUACGACUCGAGAUCAUUACUGCAUGAGCACGUGGUCAUGCCUCUUGUCAGACUGGUUCUUGAUGCUGAGCAAGGCCAUAAAAUCGCUGUGAGAUUGUUGAGUCUGGAUAAAUGGGCGAGACCUAGGGAUAUGGGCGUGGACGAUGUUGAAUUGCAGACAGAGCUGUUCGGUCAAAAGAUAACAAACCCUGUUGGGAUAGCUGCUGGGUUCGACAAGGAUGCUGAUGCGAUUGAUGGGUUAUUCGACCUCGGGUUUGGUUAUGUGGAAGUUGGAAGUGUGACACCUGAGCCUCAGCCCGGUAAUCCAAAACCCAGAUUCUUCAGACUGGAAGAAGAUUCGGCCGCAAUCAAUCGAUACGGCUUCAACUCUCUAGGUCAUGGACACACACUAGCACGACUUAGAGCUCGUCUCGUAGCAUUCGCUCAAUCCCAUCCUUCCCUUUUCCCCUCACCUUUACCGCUCAACCCCCUGCCUCCGACGGGCAUACCUCGAUCCCUCCGACCCGGUCAACUGCUAGCUGUCAACUUGGGUAAAAACAAGGUUUCUCCUGCCGAGUCAAACGAAGAUUAUAUCAAGGGAGUCAAGCUAUUAGGUCCCUACGCCGAUGUGAUAGUCAUCAACGUCUCAUCACCCAACACACCUGGUCUAAGAGCAUUGCAAGGUAAAGAAGUAUUGAAGAAUCUCUUAUCGGACGUAGUCCACGAGAGGAACGGUCUGAAAAACUCAGAUGGUCUACCGAAGAUAGCUGUGAAAGUUGCAAGUGACCUGUCGGAAGAUGAAAUUGCCGAUGUGGCUUAUGCGGUCCGAUCGAGUGGUGUCGAAGGAGUCAUAGUCAGUAAUACAACUGUUCGAAGAGGAGAACUUGGGUUGGUAUCGGAUAAACAGGAUGAAAUUGGUGGAUUAUCGGGUAAACCCUUAUUCCCGUAUGCUUUGGAAUCAAUCAAAACUCUUCGACCACUCCUACCGCCCUCUAUACCCCUGAUAGGAUGUGGGGGAGUAUCAACCGGGGAAGAUGCUCUGAAAAUGGCCAGAGCAGGUGCUAGCUUGGUACAGCUGUACACAUCGUUUGGAUACAGGGGUGUAGGUACACCGAGAUUGAUAAAGGAUGAAAUUACAACUCAAUUACAUACAGGUAAAAGCAGUUGGUUAGGACAAGUUGGAAAAGAUUAUAGUAAUGGCCAGAUGGGUUGGGACGAAAAUAGGAUCAAGCGUGAAUCGGAUGAAAUAAAGAAGGAAGCCGAAAAUUUGGGUGAUUUGUUAAGACAUAUCAGCGAAAAGGAGAGCAUGGCGGAUCUGAUCAACAGAGCUGAACAAGCUUUGGGAAGAGGUAAAAGUGAAUCUGUAGCAGAAGGACCAAGAGAUAAUUUGGCUGGAUCGACUUCAACUACGUCUGCAGGAUCGAUCCCUGAUCAAGGAAAUGAUGUUGCUCAAGGUUUGAUAGAAUCUGGUGGUGCGAAUAUACAGCAAGGAGCAGAGGGACAACAACAAGGUAGAUUGAUAGAAGAUACCCCUACUCAGAAUCAAACUCCAUCUUCGAUUCAGGAAGCCCUGAUAUCCACCCCUGAAUCGAUCGAUUUGACACCUCGAUUAGUGAUUGUGGAUCAUCCUCCCAUACCUGAGACUAGAUCAGAUGAGAGGGAAGAUGAAUGGGUGCAGUCGGUGAGAAGUGGGCAGAGGAGACUUGUAUAG
Messenger RNA from Kwoniella botswanensis, 1875 nucleotides. Its product is annotated as dihydroorotate dehydrogenase (fumarate). The coding region runs from base 1 to 1875 and encodes 624 amino acids. NCBI's taxonomy places the organism in Eukaryota, Fungi, Basidiomycota, Tremellomycetes, Tremellales, Cryptococcaceae. Gene Ontology annotation, biological process: pyrimidine ribonucleotide biosynthetic process; 'de novo' pyrimidine nucleobase biosynthetic process. Gene Ontology annotation, molecular function: dihydroorotate dehydrogenase activity. The record is from RefSeq and is a predicted model, not a curated record. The transcript is spliced from 3 exons. Gene Ontology annotation, cellular component: cytoplasm; mitochondrial inner membrane.